Messenger RNA from Rotaria sordida, 1122 nucleotides. Lineage: Eukaryota; Metazoa; Rotifera; Eurotatoria; Philodinida; Philodinidae. The record is from the annotation of a GenBank genome assembly.
AUGUCAACUUUUAGUGGUUUUAUUUCAACGAUUAAUCUGUUUCUUGGUAUAUUCAUGUUAUUCAUUAUUUCUACUAAAUAUAAAUCAAAAGAAUCUAAACGAGAUUCAUCCAAUUUGGAAACAUACAUAAAAAAAUUCUCAAAGGAAUAUUUACAUAUUGAAAGUAGUUCUUCAAUAAGAAAACCAAUCGAAAAAGAACUAUUCAUAAAAAAAGAUAAUUAUGAUCAUUAUUUUCGAAUUGAUUAUACAAUUGAACAAGCCAUAUGUCAACCACUUAAUAUAUUUCAUAGUAAAAAAGUCAUGGAUUUAAUUCAAACAAUGACUGCUCAAGAGCUUAAUGGAAUGUUAACUCGAAAUGUCAAAAUUCAGUUGGAUCUUCUUAGAAUUCAUGCAACACUUCUAUCAUCUAAAAGAAUCAAAGACAUGAACAAUACUAAUAAAUUAAUAUGUAAUUAUAUGUUGGAAUUAUUUGUUGGAAUUAAUUUUUCUUCAUAUUGUGAUGAUAUAUGUCAAACAGCUGAAGUUAAUUUUAUAACAUCAAAUAAAAAUCUAUUUGGUGAUUUACCAAAUUCAUCAUUAAAAUUCUCAUUGUCAAAUAUAAGUCCAUCGGAAGAACCGAUUCUCUAUUAUAUUCACAAUGUUGCUUUAUAUCGAACUGUUAAAUAUAUCGAAAAAGCAUUAUUUAUUCAAUCAACAUUUGACGGUCGUUAUAUAUCAACAAAAUAUUUUCGUUCAAAUGAUAAUCAAUCAUUAAUAUCAAUGUCAACAAAUGAUAAAAGUUUAUUUAUCAUGAAAAAAGGUUUGAAUUUAUUAGAUCCAUAUUCAGUUUAUGUAUCAUUUCUAUCAUUAUCAUCACCAAAUUGGUAUAUACGUCAUGAAGAUGCUCAAAUAAAAAUAUCAAAAAAUGAUAAUUCUCAUUUAUUUAAACAGGAUGCUACAUUUAAAUUAUUAUUUGAUCAUCAAACUGAUACUGUUGUUUUUCAAACAAUAAAUCUUUCGAAAAAAUUUUUUAUUACUUUAAAUAAUCAAGCAAAACCUGAUUUAAUUUUAAGUCAAAGUAAAGAGGAAUCAACAAUCAGUCAAUUUAAUAAACAAUUUACUUUCAAAUUGAUUUCGUCAUAA